AUGGACGGCAUUGAUAAAGAGGUUGGGAUUGGCCCCCGAUCAUUGACGCGUCCAAUCAGUCCCCCGAGAAAGAGACAAAAGACGGACAAUGAAAGGCACGCCAGGCCAGACCCUUUGCUCAAGAACGAACAGGGUAGCACAGAGAGCGGCCCCGCCAGCGAGACCGCAUCUGAGCCAGAUGUUGACUCUGGAAGCAGAGGCGCUGAGCAAGCGCGCUCAAAGAUGCCUUCACCAGCGAUAUUCAGCUCACCCUUUCGCCUGACUCAUAUUCGUGACCUCGGAGAGGAGGACAAUGUCGAUACUCUCAGCCUAAACGACAUCAUUGGUGAUCCUCUGAUUGCUGAAUGCUGGGAUUUUAAUUACCUCCACGAUAUCGAGUUUCUUCUCGAUGCCCUAGACCAAGACGUUCGCGACCUUGUCAGAGUGCAUGUAGUCCAUGGAUUUUGGAAGAAAGACGAUCCUAACCGGAUUCUUCUUCAGGAUGAUGCCGAAAAGCACAAAAAUGUCGUGCUACACACGGCCUUUCUCCCUGAAAUAUUUGGCACUCAUCACUCCAAGAUGCUGGUCCUCUUGCGUCACGACGACACGGCGCAGGUUGUGAUACACACCGCCAACAUGAUUCCGAAGGACUGGACCAAUAUGACCAACAGAAUAUGGCUCUCGCCUCGCCUUCCUCUUCUCCAAAGCCAGGAUCCUGCAAAUGGCUGCGAGUACGAAAGUUUGACCGAGGGCACUGGUGUCAAGUUUAAGGUGGAUCUACUCAACUAUCUGAAGGCAUAUGAUGACAAACGUGUUGUCUGUCGAGACCUCGUAACAAAUCUGGAAAAAUAUGACUUUUCCAGCAUCCGCGGUACCCUCAUCGCCAGCGUGCCGGGACGACAUGAUUUUACCGACUUGUCCACGAGUGCUUGGGGAUGGGCAGCUAUCAGGAGGGCGCUUCGGUCUGUGCCACUGCAAGUCGGUAAAUCUGAAGUCGUGGUACAGGUUUCGUCCAUCGCAACGCUCGGCCCAACAGACACUUGGCUCCAAAGAACACUCUUUGAUUCCAUGUGCCGAGGAAAGGCCGCCGUUGUUACACCAAGGCCGCAAUUCAAGAUCAUGUUUCCCACUGCCGACGAGAUUCGGCGCUCGUUGGAUGGCUAUGGUUCUGGUGGCUCCAUACACACCAAGAUACAGUCAUCCCAGCAAGCAAAGCAGCUGAUAUAUCAAAAACACCUACUUUGCCACUGGGCCAACGAUUCGCCACAUGGAAAAGAUCUUGACCAAAACGUUUCUAUAUUAGAUGCGGGCCGGAACCGAGCUGCACCGCAUAUUAAGACUUACAUCAGAUAUGGAGCUAAUUCAAUCGAUUGGGCGCUGUUGUCUUCAGCCAACCUGUCAAAGCAAGCCUGGGGUGACGCGACAGGCGCGGGGGGCCAGACAAGGAUAUCAUCAUGGGAGAUCGGAGUUCUUGUGUGGCCCGAGUUGUUCGCCAAAGAUGCAUUGAUGACCGCCGUUGUCAAAAGAGACACACCCUCGACAGAAACGACGAAUCCAGGCCUGGGUCGUCCUGUGGUAGGCCUGCGUUCCCCAUACAGCAUGCCGGUACAGAGAUACGGACAAGGUGAAGCUCCUUGGGUGGCAACCUUGUCAUAUCCAGAACCUGACUGGGCAGGUAACACUUGGUGA
Molecule: messenger RNA, 1668 nt
Organism: Pyricularia grisea
Lineage: Eukaryota; Fungi; Ascomycota; Sordariomycetes; Magnaporthales; Pyriculariaceae
Exons: 3
Coding region: 1-1668 (555 amino acids)
Biological process (GO): single strand break repair; double-strand break repair
Cellular component (GO): nucleus
Molecular function (GO): double-stranded DNA binding; single-stranded DNA binding; 3'-tyrosyl-DNA phosphodiesterase activity
Source: RefSeq, a predicted model, not a curated record